Messenger RNA from Conger conger (European conger), 4136 nucleotides. RefSeq lists its product as uncharacterized. NCBI's taxonomy places the organism in Eukaryota, Metazoa, Chordata, Actinopteri, Anguilliformes, Congridae. Bases 423 to 2585 code for a protein of 720 amino acids. The record is from RefSeq and is a predicted model, not a curated record. The transcript is spliced from 20 exons.
GCUAUAGUUUACUAAAUUAACAGUGCAUUCAGACAGCAGACGUCGAUUUUGCAAUCGUUCAUCAUCAUCACGUAGGUUACACGCUGCUGCAUAUAGCCACACAACCAUCAACAAACAUAGCAUACAGCCGGUUCUUAACACCAGAAAUAUUAAAGUUCUGUCAUUGACAGAACUUUAAUAUUAACACUUAUUUGAUUCGUACGUCUCCAGUACAGUAGAUGGCGAUAUGUAGGCUACCCGUAUUUCACUGAUACUGACAAAGGAAAAAAUAAGUCUGUUCAUGACGUAUAGCACUAGCAGUUGCGGCGCGUAAAAUUAAAGGAAGAUAAUUUUGCUUGCUGAAUUAAGCUGGUUUAUGAGCUGGCGGUCUCACUCCUUCGCUUAAUGAUUGAUGAAAGUUUGCCCUUUAGUGUCUAAUAAAAAUGGACCCAGAAUGCAUCAUUAUUCUCAGUGACGAGGAGGAUGAUGACUGUCCUACAGUGUUUUUGGACGAAUCCUCUGUGUUAAUCGUGGAGGAAUUUGUCAAGAACGAAGAUCAUCAAACACCAGAAGUGAACAAUACUAGUGAGAUUGUGGAUGAAGACUUGGCAGUAACUUUCUCCAAAAAGGGAGCUGUGAUGCCACAUGCCAGAUAUGACUGCAAUAUCUAUCUUUUCAGUCCAAUGGAAAACGACACCAGUAAUCCAGUUAACAAUAACAAAGCUUUCUGUGAGCAGUGUUUUUGUUACAUCUGUGAUAAAUUGGCAUCAGAGUGUAUGUUUUGGAGCACCCCUGGAGUCUGCCAUUGCAAUGCUCAUAAACGAAGUGCGUUCUGGAAGGACCAGAGAGACAAGGCUGUUCUUGGAUACCUUCAUAUUUUUAACUUUGAUCUUCUGGAAGUAGAUGCAGAACUGAGACGUGCUGAGAGUCUCCUCCUGAGGUUUGAAGCCAUUUUGAAAAUGGAAUAUGGCACAUUUCUUAAGGGUGUGGAGACAACGUUGUCGGAUAUUGUCAGCUGUGGCUGCUACUGUCAUACAGCCAAUGCGUUCACUGUUGGAUGCAGAAAAUGCAAAUCCAGACAUGUGGAUGUGAAGCUCUAUGACUACUCCAAAGUGUACAGUCUGGUGUUGGAGUUCCUGGAUGAAGCUGACAAAGAGAAACCCAGAACAGCUGCGGUGAUGUUGCUUGGAGCUGCCAAAAAUUUUAUUGUCCAUACACAACCAACAGGCAUCCCAAACGCAAAUUCAAAAGCGUACGUUUCAGAAGCCAUUCCUGUAUUAUUAACAAGGGUGACGAAUGCUCUGAUGAAGUUGAUGGUUGUUGGUGACUUCAGUGCUUCGUUCUCAAAGAAACUGCAAAGCUUCUUUCACUCACUCCCACUGCCUGCGAAAAGCAGGUGGCUGAGCUGUUGUCUGAACGUGCUCCACUGGGACGAUCCUCUCCUGGUUGCUGUGUUAAAAGGGCAGAACAUCACCGGAGAAAGAGUCCAACGAGGGAAGAGAGAAGUCCUGUUUGAACCUGUGGUCAUUGUCCAGGCACGUGUGGAGAAACUUGAGGAGCAACAAAGGUACAGGGAACUGGCAAGGUAUCUGAAGGUUGUGAGGAGCGAUCACAAAAUGCUUUUACAGAGUAUGACGGAUUGCAUCCCCUUUUUCUUGUGCAAGGCUGGACAGUACCAUCUAGCACUGCAGGGAUUUUUCAUUCCAACAUCGGAGGCAUGCUGCAGCGCCUGUCGACUGUUUCCAAACCAGUUUGCUGUGUACUUGAAAGUCUUCACCACAGGAAAAAUGCCAGUUGGAAAAGAUCCUUUUCUGUCGACAGAGUGGGAGACUGUCAAAGAUGCCAAUCUUCCAAAGAGUUCUGAGGUUAUUAAGUUUGCUUUGAGGAUUUUGAAUUGCAACACAGCUGUGUUUAUGGAUUCGGAGCCGUGGGUGAAUCUGAUCAGUGCAGCAUGCUGUCCACUGUUGGCAGAGGAUUGUUCUCUUACAUGUGCCUCCUUCUCUGCGCCUGACAUUGAAUUUCAGAUGAAGACUAGGGACAUGGCAGCAGCCAUUCUCCUAGAUGGAUCACAAAUCCAAAUUCCAAAAUCAUUUCAAAAUAAUUAUCCAGACCAGGCUCUUCUGUUGCUAGUCACACAGGCCCUUGUGCACAGGAUUGUCCAAAGUGCUAUGAUCAAUAUCCUCAAUGUUGUCAUGGCUUUCAAAGCAAAUGCAUGGGCACUAAAGUUCUUCUUCCAUGGCCUCAGUACCAGGCCUGACAUCCUGCAGGAAUUCAUGAAAGCACUUCUGAAAGAACUGUACAGGGAAAAGCAUGUACAGACCUACCGAAAAAGGGACAUACCCUCGGAGCUCACCCUCAUUGCAGACUUCCUCUUCUUCUGCCUGCUGGACAACAGUCCACAUUUAUUUUCAGUCCACCAACAAAUCCUUGAUGACCUUUUAAAUAAUUGGAAUGAGUUUGAUUUCCCAUGGCAAUACUACCUCCGAUGCCUCCUGCAGCAAUAUGAGAUUCAACCUGAUAAACGCAGGUUCCUUGAUCUGAUCAGGAUGAAGAAGUCUAGAUGCAUGGCCCUCACAGAUGCUGUAAAACGGAUUCCAUUGGAAUAAAAUGAAAAAAACUUUUUUUAAGCGCACAAAUUCUUGCCUACAUCAGAAUUUUACCUUAACUUUGCCUAACAAUUGAGUUUGCAGAUGAGAAAUAACAUUAUCAAGUUAUCUUUAUCAAACAAGUUUAUCAAGAAAAUGGGCAACAUGCGUUUACUUAUCAAAGUUAAGGAUAUGCAGUGCAGUCUGUGUAUUUGAUCAAAUACUUAUGGACUGCACUUGUAUGCUUAUUGUGUAUGAGCCAAAAUUGUUUUAAUGUUUGCUUUUUUGCACCCUGCAUUGAAUACCCGCAACCAUACCAAUAUUGUAUUUUUACUGUUGUGAUUUAAGUGUGUUGGAGCAUUGAGUGUUUUCUGUUGUACAAUAUUUUCCUUGGAUCAUUAAGUUUUGGGAAUUGCAUUGUUUCAGGUUAUUGCCUUUAACAUUGCACUGAAAUGAAUUACUAUUGGAAUACAUGUAAAACAUAGAGCCAUGGCAAUAGUUCACUUUUGUGAUUAUACAUUCUGUUUAAGCCUUUCUUUUUUGUAAUGGUUGCACAUUUGUUAAUGCCAAUUCUGGCAUAUUUUUGCACUUUGUGAAACUGAUUACAUUUAUGCGACCAAAACCACAAGCAGAUGUAUACUGUCUUUGACAAAAUAAAAAUAUUAAAGAAAUGAAAGAAUUCAUUAAUCACAUGGGCAAGUAGCUAAAUACAGUUGACAGGGUGGGUCAGAUUAAACAUUUUAUUAAAUAUAUUAAGUUCUGGUGUUUACAACUCUCAAAACAUACAAAAGCAAAUUGCAAUUUAACAAAACAUUCUGAAUCAUUCCAAACAUUUCUGUGCAAAAUAUAAUUCCGACAUUGGCACAUACAAGAUGGGUACAUACAGGUUUUUAUCCCAGUUAUACCCUAAUUGAUAAGAUUUCUAGAGCAGGAUACAGCCCAUUACACCCUGCCCAUGGGCAUGCAUACAAAGGCUUUGUGAAUUCCCAUACUAGGUUACCAAUUGUACUGAAAUGUGUAGAAAUCAAUAUUCUGACCCAACAAUUUAUGUACUGCAACUGGAUAUGGGUAGGAAAAGGGUGUCUUAGCUGAAUGACAUUCAAACACAAAUCCAAUCCCAUACAUUCUACCCAAAGCUGAGACUGGGCUGUAGGUGGACCAGCAAGACAAUGACCCAAAGCAUACCGCAAAAUCCAUACAGAAUCUCUUCUGUGACAAAAUCUGUUCUGUAAUGGCCAUCUCAGCUGCCGGACUUCAAUCCAAUUGAAAAACCUGUGGGCUGAACUGAAGAGGGCAGCUGAUUAGCGCAAACCCAAAAAUUUGAAGGAUCUUGUAAGGAUCUGCAUAGAAGAAUGGUCCAAAAUCCCUCCAAAUGCGUUCCAUAACUAUGUCAAGCAUUAGAGGAAAAGGACAUGCUGUUAUCCUUGUCAUAGGUGGAUGCACCAAGUACUAAACCUAGGGUGCCAAUACUUAUGAAACCUUGAUUUUGGUGAAAUCUGCUUUUAUUAAAUGAAUGUUUGAUUUUGGUUUGUUCUAUUGGAAUAUUAAUAAAAUAUGUAUUUUUCAAGUUGC